Vespula vulgaris is the source of this 1958-nucleotide messenger RNA. RefSeq lists its product as uncharacterized. The record is from RefSeq and is a predicted model, not a curated record. The coding region runs from base 109 to 876 and encodes 255 amino acids. Lineage: Eukaryota; Metazoa; Arthropoda; Insecta; Hymenoptera; Vespidae. The transcript has 4 exons.
UAGAACGUGAGUGAGAGAUGACAAAGCCAAUCAUUACGUCGUGAGAAGCCAAAGAAAUGUAUUGAAUCUCUGAUCUGUGGUGUGUAUUAUUUUUUAUUAGUCAACAUUAUGGCACGUGAAGAAAAUAUGAACAAAUAUUCUAACAUAGAACAUAUACGUACAAACAUGCUUUGGAUGGAUAUCAAAAUUGUCGAUCCUGAAAUGGAAGCUUUAAUGAAACAAAUAAAUGAAGAACAAACAAGGUUGAAGGAGGCAUUGCGUGAAAAGUUACGUUUGAUGAAGUAUGAUACAGAUGUUAUACAAAAAGAAAAUGAACAAAAAAAAGUAUGGUUACAGUCCAGAGGAAUACAAUUGGAAGAAAAUAGCUAUCUGGUUAUCAAGAUAGAGAAUGAAGUUAGAAUAAAGGAGGAACCUACAGAUAUCGUGACGGGUCAAAAUGGGUACCACGAAGAGAUGACUGUGCAAUUUUUGGAGGAACUUAGUCAUACUGAAAAUAAUAUGGCAGUACAGGCAAGCGAUACAGAAGUAGAAGUUAGUAGAGUGAAUAAUUGCAACGUAGAGACAAGUGAUAAGGAGAGUAAAAAUGAUAUUUCAAAGAAAAAUAAUCAAAUUAUAAGAACGGAAAUAGAUAAUAUCGAUAUUAAUAAUAAAAGUACAAAAGAAGAAUCUGUAGUUGCAAUGAGAACAUGCAAAAGUACAUUAAUAAAUGUAGAACCGGUUGAGGAUAUUUUAUUGUACGAGAAGAAAUCAAAACGUGAUAUGAAAAGACGAAUGCUUAAGAAGUAUAAAGCCACUUUAAAAAGGAAAAAGAAUGCCAAAGAAAAGAUGGAAGAACUACAAAAUAAUAAAGAUAUUGAAAGCGAAGAUCAGCUUUAAAUAUUCAACUUAAACGAAUUUGUAAAGAGGAGUAAUUUUUGAAACACAAAAGUACAGUUAUAUUGUAUAUUUUAAUGUACCAAUUUAUUAUUCAGACCAAUUAAGAUGUUUGGACAAAUAUUUGCAUUCAAAGUAUAAAUGCAGAAGCAACAAUGAAGAUGUUUACUUUUGGUACAUGUACUUUUUGUAUAAUCGAACCAAAUAUUAUAUAUAAGUGUUGGAUAUGUAACAAAUUGGUAAUAUGAAUGCUACCGAUAGUUAACACGCAAAUUACAGUAGAUUUUAUUAAUGGUGCAUAUUCCAAAUUUAUCAAAGAUAGUGGCUCAGGGCAGUAGUUUUCAUAUAAAUGAUGUAGCAACUGCAUCAGGUGUUUUGUGUCUCUCUUUCCUGGAUUCAUGUUUGCAGUAAUCAGAAAACUUCUUCUAGUUUCUCCUUGCCCCCAGCAGUAGACUGUGUUUUCUGAUGUGACUGACUACUACCGUUGGUGUUUAAAGAAAUUUCCUCAUUGGAAACUCGUUUCAAUGGCACUUGAGUCCCGGAGGACUUUGACAUUUCCUUACUCCAAUUCAUCAACCAAUCGCUGGAAGUAUCCUAAAACACAGUAUUUCUUUAUCAAGUUUUUGUAAUUAGAUAUUAGAAAUAUUUUAUGUUAAAUGUGGGGGAGAAAAUUAAAACGUUGCAUUAGUUUUAAUCGUAAGGGUUUCUUUUAAAUUCACGUAAUAAAUUAUAAUGUUUAAAUUUUCAGCUGGUCCAAUUGGCUAAUCUAAAAGGAAUUACAAAAAACGAGGAACGUAAAAAGAAAAAAAGGAAACAUGCAUGCUACUUCUUAAUCUUUAAAGAGGAACCGGAAGAGUUUUUUCAAUUCUUAAUUAAGAAUUAUUUACAUUUUUAUUAUCUUCCGUAUUUUGAACUUCGACGUUCUUCAUCUUGUCUUCGAGCUUCUUGAGCUUUUCUAGCUCCUCGUAUAUCUUACGUUCGGUUUGAUAUUUCGCGAUAGCCUGUGCCAAAGGGCCUAAUUCUCCCUUCAUCGCAGCCAUGUACAUCGCCUAUAUGAGAUAAAAAUACAAAGUAAAUAAUAUAUA